Lepidothrix coronata (blue-crowned manakin) is the source of this 1275-nucleotide messenger RNA. Its product is annotated as translation initiation factor IF-2-like. The record is from RefSeq and is a predicted model, not a curated record. The transcript has 3 exons. NCBI's taxonomy places the organism in Eukaryota, Metazoa, Chordata, Aves, Passeriformes, Pipridae. The annotation marks the transcript as partial.
UGGAAGCUCCAGGGAGGGGAUGGAUGGAGAGAUGGAUGGAGAGAUGGAUGGAGGGAUGGAGAGAUGCUCUGGUGGGGGCUGCAAUCUCCAGGCUGGGAUGGAUGCUUUGGAAUGGGAUGGAUAUUUGUGGUUGGAGGAUGCUCCAGGGCAGGAGGGAUGGAUGCUCCAAGUGGGAUGGAGAUCCCUGGAUAGGAAAGAUGCUCUGGGAUGGGAUGGGUAUCCCUGGACAGAAAGGAUGCUCUGGGAUGGUAUGGGAUGGAUAUUCCUGGACAGGAAGGAUGCUCUGGGAUGCUCUGGGAUGGGAUGCUCUGGGAUGGGAUGGAUAUUCCAGGACAGGAAGGAUGCUCAGGUGGGCUCCAGCUCCCCCCACCGUUCCCAGCUCUCUCCCAGCUGUGUGGCUCCACAUCUGGAGCUGCCCACCCACGGCUCCCAGGCCUGGAUCCCGGAUCCCAGAUCUGUGCCCGUGCAGGAUCGGGCCCCGGUGCCCCCCCGGGUGGGGACCCCCGUCCCUUCCCCGUCCCUGUCCCUCCCCCCGGGGCCGUGGCAUCUCCUCUCCUCGUUAUCGAUCCUCAUUAAUACCAACACUCCAGUUAUUUUUAGCCGGGGGGGAGCCCUGGGUGGGGGGAGGGGGGGUCAGGGGACCCCAGCCCGGCCCUGCUGCCCCAGGGGGGUGUCCCCGUCCCCCCCUUUGCCCCCCUUCCCCCCAGCUGGGAAGGAGCAGCGGGAACUUUGUACAUAAAAAGGGUUCAACCCCAACCCCUUCAACCCCCCCUGCCCCAUAUCCCACCCGGGGGUGGCCCCGGGCCCCCCCCGUGUCUCCUGUCACCACUCACUGUCCCUGUUCGGUGUCAGUGUGUCCCCCCCCGACCCCGGGACCCCCCCGUGGCCACCCCGGGCAGGGCUGGGGGGUCCUCGGGGACAGGGACCCCCCCAGGGACGGGACCCCCGUGCACAGGGACCCCCGGGGACAGCCCCCCCCCCCGCGGCGCUGCCAGGGCGUGGCCGGGGGGGUGUCCCUCGUUUUGGGGGGGGGCUGUGCCGUGGGAAUAAAGGCCUUGCAGAAGGGCUGCGGCUCCGGGGGCCGGCCCGGGAAAAGGGGGGGUGGGAAUCGGGCUCGGGGGGUGGGAUCGGGCUCGGGGGGUGGAAUCGGGCUCGUGCCCGCUCCCGGCUCCAGCCCGGCCAUGCUGCGGGUCCUGCUCCAGCGGGCCACCCACCUCCCGAGCCUGGAAAAGCGGGAGAAGCAGAGCGAUCCCGUGGCCAGCCUGACCUUCCGAG